AUGUCCAAGGUUGAAGAAGGUUCUAGGCAAGGUAAUCUUGAUGGUCCAGCUGCAGAUGAUAAAGUAGCUGAAGCUAUAAAGAGAGCGCAAAAAAUUGCAGCGCGUAUUAGCGAUGUCGGAGGUUCUGCUGAAGGUGAUUCGACAAGAAAAAGGCCAUUAGAUACUCAGGGUACCACAAUUGUAACAAGAAUAGAUGACAUUAAAACUAUUGGAGGCGCCAACGAACCGCCAUCCAAAAGAGCAGCUCCAUCGGAAGCUACUGCAGCGGCUAUUGAUAGAGCUCAAGCUGUUGCGGCUAGUAUAGCUGCAAGAUCGGGUUUAAAUUCAAUUGUUGUGGAAGAAAUCAAGAUUCCGAAUAAAAUGACAGGAUUAGUUAUCGGUAAAGGUGGUGAUUCCAUUAAUAAAUUGCAAGCGGAAUCUGGAGCAAAGAUUCAAGUUCAACCAGAUGCUGAUGCACAAGGAAAACCAGAAAGGAUUGUUACCAUAACUGGAUCUGCUGUGAAUGUUGAUCAAGCAAAAUAUUUAAUAGAUCAAAUGGUUAAUGAAGGGCCAGCGGCAAUGCCGGGAAAUGCUGCACCAUUAGGUGCAAUACCACCAGCUCAAAAUGAGAUAACCGAAGAGAUUUUAGUUCCAGCAAAUAAAGUAGGACUUGUAAUUGGCAAAGGAGGUGAAAUGAUUAGGAGCUUUCAGGAACGAACACAAACACGCAUGGUAAUGGUCCAGGAAUCAUCUCAUAUUACUGGACGUGAUAAGCCUCUUAGAAUCGGUGGAGAUCCACAACGAGUUAAGCCGAUGAAACCAGGUGGCGACUUUCGUAAUCAAUCUACUAAUGAUUAUGGUACUCCUGUUCACAAACAAAUGGGUGGAAUGGGAAUGCUAGAGGUACCUGUACCUCGUGACGUUGUCGGCGUCGUAAUCGGUAGAGGAGGCGAAACUAUUAAGCGUAUACAAAUGGAAACUGGUACUAAAAUACAGUUUAAGGAAGACUCAAAUCCAAAUCUACCAGACCGCAUUGCCAUGUUAACUGGUAAUGAUGACUCUGUGCAACGUGCGAAUAAAAUGAUUAGUGAUCUAAUAAUGGAGAAACGAAGACAAGGCCCACCUGGAGGACAAGGUGGUAUGAUGGGCGGCCAAGGUGGAAGUGCGGAAGUUGUUAUCCCAGCGAACAAAUGUGGAUUAGUGAUUGGAAAAGGCGGCGAAACGAUAAGACAAAUUAUCCAACAAUCGGGAGCCCACGUUGAGUUAAAUCGUAACACUCCACAAGAAUCUCCCACUCGAAUCUUUGUAGUCCGAGGUGGACCGCAACAAAUUCAGCAUGCACAAAUGAUAAUAAAGCAAAAGAUUGGAGAAGAGAUGGGUGGAGCAGGCAUGCAACCUGGAGGGCCUGCUGGCGGCUAUCCUAUGCCAGGUCAACAAAUGGCCUAUUCCAUGCAACAAGGUCAAAAUUUUCCAAAUCAGCAAAAUUACACAUCUUCACAGCAGCAACAACAACAACAACAACAAUCUUAUCAGGGAUAUACAUCACAGCAAUCUCAGAUGCCCCAACAGCCUAUCGCUGGUACAGCUACUCAAGCUGCAGGUCAAACAGGUCAAGAUCAGAGUGCUUGGGCAAAUUAUUACCAAAACUUCUAUAAUCAACCAACCGGAACAACUGCAGCCGCUGGUCAAAUGGCAACUGCAAAUCCUGGCCAGGCAACUGCAGCAACAACUCAACAAGCAGCUCAACCGCAACAAGCUGGUAGCCAGCCAGAUUAUACCCAAGCUUGGAUCGAAUAUUACCGUCAACAAGGUUUAAGUUACAACCCAAGUACAGGUACAUUAACGCAAUUAAAUGCAGGUGGUCAAGCAGUUGGGAAUCCGCAAGCAAUGCAACCUGGACAAAUGCACAUGAAUCCUACCCAAUAA
This is a messenger RNA of Trichoplax adhaerens, 1905 nucleotides long. RefSeq lists its product as uncharacterized. Gene Ontology annotation, molecular function: mRNA binding. The transcript is spliced from 23 exons. The coding region runs from base 1 to 1905 and encodes 634 amino acids. Lineage: Eukaryota; Metazoa; Placozoa; Uniplacotomia; Trichoplacea; Trichoplacidae. The record is from RefSeq and is a predicted model, not a curated record. Gene Ontology annotation, cellular component: cytoplasm; nucleus. Gene Ontology annotation, biological process: regulation of DNA-templated transcription.